GUUGCCAUCAAACACAAGCCCCUGAAUGUAUUCUGGGUCUGCCAGAGACUCCCUGGUAGAGUUUCAAAAGUUUGAAGAUGUGGAUUUCCUCGCUGACAGAAAUCACCGUUGGUCCUUGGUUUUCUGAAGCUCAGGAACAGCUGGAGGGAUUUGGACAGCGACCACAAGGAGGAUGGAGUGGCUGGAGGCGACGACUUCGAAGUUCACCAACACUCGAGGAUCUCAAGUACCUGCUUCUUCGACUAGAGGAGAUAGUCUUUGAAAUGGGCGGAAGUUCAGCUCAUGCCAGUACUGGGCAUGUAGAAGAAGAAGACGAGAAUCAUGUCAAUGCAGGUGCCUCUGAAACAGAUGGUCCCGUGCCCGAGGUGAACCGGCCAACUGUCAGCCAGCUGGAGGAUGAGGAAGAACUGACAGACGGAGAAGAGUCAUCCAGGGACUCCAGGCUGUGGCACAUGCCAGCAAUUCGGAAAGCCUGGCAGCAGGAAGUGGAGUCUGCUGCAACACUAUCAUGCUUGGUGUAUGCAUCUCAGUCCCUCUGUGAGAGAGCAUUGCAGGUCUUUGAGGUCAAGAGCUCAGGGAAACGAGCUGCUAGGAGGAAACGUUCAGCAUCAGCCUACCUCAAUCAAGUGGAAUCCCGUCACAAUAGGAAUGAAUCCUCAGACGAGGACAGUGGUGGAGAAGUGGAGGAAGAAGAAGAAGAAGAGGAAGAGGAUGAAGACGAGGAGGAGGAGGAGGAGGACCAAGAAGAGGAGGAGGAGGAUGACGAUGAGAAUGAGGAUGAGAAUGAGGAUGAGGAGGAUGUGAGUGAACAGAUUGACAAGGCUCAUAGUGAGGAAGAGGAGUCGUCCAGCAAGGAGGAAGAAGAGGAUCAGACUACCAGCAGCUCAGAGAGUGCAUGUCAUUCUGAAAGUGGCAGUGGUGAUGGUGAGGAGUCGAGUCAUAAAUCGGAACAGCAGGAGAGGAGAGGAGUGAAGAGAAAAUCCAGGGCGGAUGAGAUGGCUGGAGGGGGGAGGAGAGGCAGCAAGGCAAAAUCUGCAAAACCAGCUGUCAGUGUUGAGCGCUGGCCUGAAGUUUGCUCCAAAUGCCAUAAGAAUGUCAAGAAGGGGAAAUUGAUAUGCUGUGAUGGUGAUGGCUGCACGUAUGCAAUUCACAAAGGUUGUGCGCGUUUGCGGCGAGUUCCCAGAGGUGGGUGGUUGUGCUUCAAUUGCCGAGGGCAAGGGCCAUCAGGCAAUGGUGUAGCCGGAAGGCGUGGGAGGCAUAAGGGGGCAGCAUCAGGAAAUGUGCAGGUCUUAUCUAGGAAGAAGGCUCAUCCACAGAGAAAAGAUAGUGCUUCAGGUCGGAGGGCUGGCAGAGGAAACGGAUCAGGCAAAUCGCCACAAAUUGUGAACGACAGCUCAAGUGAUGAUGAUGACAGCAGUACUCGGAAGGAACUGGGUGCGAAGCGGAAUGGGAUAAUUCAGGGGUGUGAGGGAAGUGUGCUUGCUGGAGGGAAGGUGAAUGGCUCUGCUGCUAGAACAGUGGAGGUUGCUGAUGACUUGCCUUCUAGGAGGAGGGCGAAACGAAAAGUGGACUGCUCAGAACCAACAACAGAUGAGCGUGCAAGUGGAAGUAAGAGAGGACGAGGAUCGGAGGGCCAGCCGAAUGAACUCCCUUUAGAAAGAAGCGGCUCAAUUAAUAGGAGGAGUGUUGGGGCAGAGGAAAAGCAAGAUCUCAACGGUAUGGGAGCGAGGAUAGAGGAGCCUGGAGGAGUGCUAGAAAGAAGGAGAAUUACUUAGGUGCAGCAGGAGAAGUGUUUGACAGCCUUUCACUUGGACUAGCUUGGUGCCCGCAAUGUGGCUCACCCGACGAUACUCGCACAAAAGGAGAGCAAUUCUUCAUUCGUAUAAUUUUGACGGAAGUUCUGCAUAGAUAGCAAAUAAGGGACAAUACAUUGCAAAGAGAAAGUUAUAAGCAUAACCUUUUGGUCCAUCCAGUGUUCGAACUUUGAAAUGAAAAUGAUGUAGAGUCUCAAAUUUGAAUUCCAAGAAACACAUAAAGGAUGUAGAAGAAAUGUCACCAUGCCAAAGACAGCUGCCAUCAGCACAAUGAAAUUCACAUAGCGUA
This is a messenger RNA of Chara braunii, 2103 nucleotides long. The record is from the annotation of a GenBank genome assembly. Lineage: Eukaryota; Viridiplantae; Streptophyta; Charophyceae; Charales; Characeae.